Messenger RNA from Esox lucius (northern pike), 8189 nucleotides. Its product is annotated as general transcription factor 3C polypeptide 1. Gene Ontology annotation, molecular function: DNA binding. The transcript is spliced from 38 exons. NCBI's taxonomy places the organism in Eukaryota, Metazoa, Chordata, Actinopteri, Esociformes, Esocidae. Gene Ontology annotation, biological process: transcription initiation at RNA polymerase III promoter; 5S class rRNA transcription by RNA polymerase III. Gene Ontology annotation, cellular component: transcription factor TFIIIC complex. Bases 227 to 7957 code for a protein of 2576 amino acids. The record is from RefSeq and is a predicted model, not a curated record.
UGACAUGUCAGCGUUCUACACAAAAAAAUGCGUGCAUCCAUGCUCCAAGUGAGUGCUUAUUUGAUAUUUAGCAAUAAUUAAACCCAAAAAGGUUAAAUUACUACGCUAAGGAGGUUAGAUACAGAUCGUUUGAAUACGUAUUGAGCUGUAGAAGUCAUUAUUUGACAACGUUUAACGAUUUCGCAGCAGAGCUAGGUGACCAAUGUAGCUAGUAAUCUCGAUAGCCAUGGAUCCGCUAGAAAUGGUAUUGGAUGAAGUGGCGCUGGAGGGAUUAGACGGUAUUACUAUCCCCAGUGUAUGGAUUCGCUUGGAAAACAGAAACCCUACUUUCCCACUGAAACUAGACUCGUACACCAAAGACUUCAUUUGGAGAUCCCUGGCUUCCCAUCCCGAAGUCAACUUCUUCGAACUGCCGCAAGAGAGAGAUGAUGUUGUGCUCUUUGAUAGGUUCUCCUUCAUCGAUCCACAUACCGGAAUUCAGGAAGUGGACGGUUUUGACAGCGCGGAUUGCUAUCCAGUCCAAAUUGUAUUGGAGAAUAAGGACGGAAUCCAAGGCUCCUGCCUCUUCUUCAAGGAGAGGAAAGACGUCACCCGAGCCGUCCGCAAACACAACCUGACGCCAUGUCUCACGUUGGAGGAAGCCUUCCAAAGGUGGGGCAGGACGCUGGUCCUGGUGGCGUCCCAGAGGGUGAGGUUCCGGGUGUUGAUCGGUGAUGGGGGAGACCCGGAUGUCAAACUGUCGGAUCAUUCCUACUGUAUGCUGGAGAGAGUGGGCCGAGCUCGCUGGCAAGGAGAACUGCAGAGAGACUUGCACUCCUGCUCAUUCAAAACUGAUGCAAGGAAGAUGCACUACAUGAGGAAGUCUCUGAAGCAGAACAGUCUGGUUUCUAUGCAGUCUCACAUCCUCCGACUACCCAGUGGAGCUCAGCAACACUCUAUUCUACUGCUGCUCAAGCGUUUCCAUGUCGACCGGCGUAGUAAGUAUGACAUCCUGAUGGAGUCGACCUCCAAUGUUCUUUUAGAGUACCCCGACCGCAUCGCCUCCAUGUCCACGCUGCGAGGCCGGCUGAAUGUGAGUGAGCGGACCUUUAAGCGUGUUUACCAGUACAUGCAGGCAGCCAAAAUGGUUCAAGUGCUGAGUAAACCAGUCGAAGAACUCAACCCUGCAGCCGGCGCGUGUACUACCAUGAGAGGUACCAAGCUCUUGGCUCGCUGCCUGAAGCUGAUCAAGCCCUACGUGAGGAAGACUGAGGCCGAGGCUGAAGCUGACGACGAUGAUGAUAAUGACGAAGAUGCCGGAGCGACAAGCAGGAAUUGCCUCCCAUCAGAGGGGCGGUUCAUGGAGAAAGACCUCCUCUCGCAGGCCUAUGACAUCAUCUUGUCCAGUGGGACCAAAGGCAUCUCCCAGACUGCAUUGCGGUUAAGAAUGGGCAUUGGCAAGCUGGAGUCUCGAAUGAUGGUCAGAGUGCUGGAGAGGACAAACAUGAUCAAGGGUUUGAUGGAGGACGAGGGUCGCCAGAGGACCGCUAAGUACAUCAGCCACCUGUUAGUUGGACAGAGUGACCUGCUCCAUCAUCUAGUCAAGGAGCAGGAACGAUCACAACUACUACGCACAGAGGGGCUCCCCACAACCCCAGCACAGACACCCCAGAAAACACCUGCCACGCCACAGGCUCCAGCCAGAGAGAAAAAAGCAGACACUCCAAGGACUCCGGCCGCCCUGAAAACUCCAGCCACAGAGAAACUGCCGAACCCUGAGAAAGAAAUGGUGGAGGAAAAGGGGGACGAGGCAAUGGAUGACUGUCAAGUCGAGAAGGGCAAAGCAAAGGGGAAACGGAACAAGGGAACCCAGAGAAGGAAGGCAAAGAAAACCGGCCAGCUGUCUCUUUUGAAGCAGUCUAAAGUCAACUUCCUGGUCACAAACUCCACUCCAAAGAGUAAGUCCACACCCCCUGCCAAUCAAAAGCCAGAACUGGAGUCCUCUCUCAGUCCAGACAAGGAGGAGGAGGGUUCUAACUUCUGUCCUGACAUUUCUUUGGACCAGACGAACUGUAUGAUUCCCAGUGAGAACAAUGUUGAGGACAGCGUCAUGGUCAUUGAGGAAAUCCCCAAUCAGAAGAUUUGUUUGGACCGUCGCCCAGAGACAUACCGGCAGCUGAAGAGGAAGAACUUGAUUGUUGAAGCUGUCCGGAACCUCAAGAUCAUCGAAGGCAUCUACACACUGCAGAGGUUGAUACAUGAUGAGGAGAAGAUGGAGGGUGUGAACACUAAGUGUUGUAAGAAGUCCAUCCUGCGUCUCGUCAGAUCCCUGUCUAAAGAGGGCUUGCUCAAGCUCUUCAGAACCACCGUUAUACAAGACAAAAUCAGCAAGAAGGUGGAGUUUGUUGUCCACCCCUCCAUCAGUCCCUGUGAUGGUGUUGUGAGAUCGGCUAUAGAGCAGGUUCGCUUCCGCAUCUCCAGCUCCUACCCUGCUGCCCGGAAUAAUGAGGAGGAAGAAGCGGAGAAGGAAGAUGGGGCCGGGAGAGACCUGACCGUUGCGGGCAAGAAGAACAGCCCUGUUAAACUCUCUGGGGUUGUAACCAAGGAUACGAUGGGAGAUGAGGAACUCGGAGACUUCAAACCUUCCAUAGUUCCAGGUCUCAGCAGGUCGCUGGGAUUCCAGCCAAAGAUGCCUCGUCUGAGACUGACCCACACCUUCCUGUGGUACCUGAUCUACGGACAUCCCCUGAGACAAUCCCCUGCCCUGCCUGACCUCCGACCCUCCACCUCUGUUGAUCUUGUGGCUGAUAACCCUGAUGUCCAGAGUACCUACCCCAACAGCAGCAUCACUGUUGAUCCCACUGGUAGCGCUCAUGCCGUCCCUAAACCCUCAGACCACACAGAGAUCGUCCCUGACCCCUCAGAUCACACAGAGAUCGCCCCUGACCCCUCAGAUCACACAGAGAUCGUCCCUGACCCCUCAGAUCACACAGAGAUCGUCCCUGACCCCUCAGAUCACACAGAGAUCGCCCCUGACCCCUCAGAUCACACAGAGAUCGCCCCUGACCCCUCAGAUCACACAGAGAUCGCCCCUGACCCCUCAGAUCACACAGAGAUCGCCCCUGACCCCUCAGAUCACACAGAGAUCGCCCCUGACCCCUCAGAUCACACAGAGAUCGCCCCUGACCCCUCAGAUCACACAGAGAUCGCCCCUGACCCCUCAGAUCACACAGAGAUCGCCCCUGACCCCUCAGACCGCACUGAUCCCGGUUGUCUUAACUCCCAAAUCUCAGAGGCCACCACCUCAACGUUCCAAAAUACAGACAACCCCAAUCCUGAAAUCUUAGAUCUACCACACCCCCAGGACCCGACCUCUGACAUACCCCUCGCUAAAACAACAGAGCCCUCUUCCACAGAGCGAAGCCUGAACGCUGACCUGGAUGUGAAGUUGUCUGUGGUGGACGACGGGCCAGAGGUGACUGACUUGGCGGAAGUCAGGCACGACCCACACAUGAUCGUCUAUGUAGAUGAGCUGUCUUGGAGGAGGUACGUGCCUCCUGCUCCGGUGCAUAAGGACUUUGGUCCUGGCUGGGCCCUGACCUCGGACAUCCUGCUGUCUUUACCGCUCUCCAUCUUUGUCCAGAUUAUACAGAUAUCCUUCAAGGUGGACGGGUUAGACAAGUAUCUGAGUGACCCAGUGAAGCAGCACUAUCUAAUCAGGUUCCUACCGUCCAGGAUGAAGAGACAGUUAUUACACAAACGGAAGUACAUCUUCAGUUUCCAUGAGAGAAUGCAGGGUCUAAUUUACAUGGGCCUCAUGCAGUUUGCACCAGUCGAGAAGUUCCAAGAGAAGGAUCAGGUGUACAUCCACCUGAAUCGUAACUGCGUGAUCGUAGACACCACGACCUGUGACCCCCACUAUAACCUGGCCAUCGAGACCCGGCCGUUUGAGAGGCGCCCCUACACGCUAAACACCCUGACAGACGUGGACAACUACUGGUUCGAUCUGCUGUGUGUCUGCCUGACCACACCACUGGGCGUGAUCAGAAAAGCCUGUCCGAGGCAAAACGGGGAGGAGCCGGUGAAACGCGUGGUGGAUACAGACCGCUGCAGGUUCCGACACCUGGAACACCUGCUGAAGGGCAGCCGGGAGAUCAGAGAUGAAGGGGUGACCCCUGGUGACGGGAAGGGGGCUGGGGGGCUGGACUCCAACUUCUUUGGUCAUCUGAGACGCAACUGGAUAUGGACCUCUCACCUGAUGAAAUGCAUGAAGAACAACCAACUGAAUGAAAAUGGCAACACUGUGAGACUGAGAAGUCUACUGAACAAAGAUCUGGUCAUGGGGAUAGGUCCUAAAUUCACUGGGCCGUUGACCACUAAGCGAAGGACGUCGGAACCCAAAGACCUGAUGUUGGUGGAGGAGCAAGUCCAGGUGACCUUUGAGCCGUCCAGCCGAAACCAGCAGGUUAAAGGAGGAAGGAAGCAGAAGAGGAAGAAGACCAUCAAACCGAAAGAGGUCAAGGUGCCACACAAGAAGAAAAAAGUUGAGGAGGUCAAAAAGCGGAGCCUGGCUCAUGACGAGGCUGACAACAAGGCCCUGCUGAUGAUGACAAGACAGAGGGUGAUGUGGACCGUCAGGGAGGACUCUGUUCUGAUGCUCUGUAGAGUGGCCUCACACUUCCUCAACCGCAAGAUGCGGAGGCCUUUUGUCCCUUGGUGUGUGGUUCGGGAUAUGCUCCACGCCGAAUUUGAGGAGUCUCUAGAUAAAACCUCCCUGUCUGUGGGACGGCGUUCAAGAUACAUACUGAAGAAUCCUCAGACUCGCCUCAACUUCAAGAUCUGUCUGGCCGAGGUGUACCAGGACAAGCCUCUCAUACAACACCUCCAGGGGAGGAAACACGACCCUAAUGACCCCAAGGAGUGUUCUACAGUGUUCUGUGAGUUUGUGUCGUUACUCAGACAGAAGUUCCGCUCUGCAUCUGGAUCCUGUGAUGUCACAAUCCCUGACACCAAGCAAGAGCUGUUCUCACGGUUCAAGGUGUACACUCUGGACGACAUGUCAGAAGAGAACGUCAAGGACAAUAUCAGCAGUAUCGAGGACGUCCACGCCCUGGUGUUGAAUAACCUGAUCCAGAGCACCCUAGCCAUGUCCAACACACAGAUGAAAUGCUACCGCUCCUUCCAGACCUUCCAUACCUACAAUAAGUAUCGUCAGGAUGUGCUGUAUCAGGUGUUUGUCGAGUGCAGGAAGAAGGGACUGAUCAACCGACGGAGAGGCAGUCAGCUCUCCGGACCCAAGAAGAACCGGGCCUUGCCUGUCCUGCCCAUGUCCUACCAGCUGUCACAGAGUUACUACAGAUGUUUCUCGUGGCGUCUGCCUUCAGAACUCUGUAAUGAGGUGUUUGACUUCAUGAAGGCCCUGAGGGAGAAUGGCGCCGGAGACCGCCACCCUCUCACCAGCUUCCUACAUGAAGGAGAGGACGGCGACGGGGCGAGGCGGGAAGGGAAAGCCAAGGAAAGGGCGGAGGAGAAAGAAAGACAGAAUAAAGAGGAACGUACGGAGACCGAAGGACGCAUGAAAUCUGAGCAAGAGCCAUCAGAGAUUGAGAAGGGAAAAGAGAUGGAGAAAGACAACAUGGUCCCCAUUCUGGGCCAAGUAGAAAAAGAGGAUGUGUCUUUUUCCGUUCACAGAGCCGAGCCUACCUCCAGGGGUGGUGCCUCCUCUCCUCUCCUCGACAUGGAGCAGUCUGAGAUGGCUUUAGCUCCCAGCAGUGCCCCCUGCCCUCCUCUGGAAGUCCAGGACAUGUUGCAGUACCCCCUGGAGUCUCCAGGGGGCUCCACUGUGGCCUGUCUCAGUCUGAUGACCCUGGGGCUGCUUUCAGUCCAUGUCACCAUUCCUCAACACAUAGUGGUCAUCGACUCCACCAUGCUGGACAAUAAUGAGGUCGUCAAGAGUAUCUCCUUACUGGCCGAGGACGAUGACGACGAAGAGGCGGAGGAGAGUGAUAGUCGGAAGAGGAUGAAGAGUGGCCAGGCGUCCCACACCAGCUACCUGAUGAUGCGUGGGUUCUCUGUCCCCGGCAUCGUCCGCCUGCGGAACCUCAACACCAGCGACAGCAUCGUGGUGGAGUCCUGUUCCAUGAGACUACAGCUACGACACACACCCGCACACACUCUGUUCACUCCCCAGGUCUCUCCUCUAGACUUUUCCAAACAGGGCCCCUCUCUCCUCCCCCCGCUGGUUGCCCGCUCCUUCCGAGCCCGCACCCCCUCCUCCAUGGGGAGGUGGGAGGAGCACCUGGUCACCCAACGGGGGUACUCUCCAGCAGACCUGGAGGCUGUGACCGAGCUGACCGCAACGCUGAAGAGACACGGAUCGUUUGGAAUGGACAGACGGGAGCUGGUGACGACUCACGCACUCCUGGAGGAGGCGCAGGACGGAAGGACCAGAGGAUUGCAGCAGUACAUACAGGACCUGCUGGAGGAGGAGCUAGUGUUGGAGGUGGGCGGGUCCGCAGUGCGUUUGGUGUUGAUGGGUCUGGCAGAGCCCUGGCUGCUGACCUCCACAGAGGGCCAGGAAGAUAUGCUCUUCAGAGGGGCCUCCACCCUCAGGGACAGGUGGAACAACAACCCCCUGUUCCGCAAGAGAACCAUGCAGGCCCUGGGAGAGAAGGAACCCCCCAGGAAGAGAGUGAGAAGAGAGAAGCAGACAGAGGUGGGGUGGGGGGAGAAAACCACUGGCCAUGGAAAGGAGGAGCGGGGAGAGAAGACCAGUGAGGAGGGAGGGGAGGAGCGGGGCGAGAAGACCAGUGAGGAGGGAGGGGAGGAGCGGGGCGAGAAGACCAGUGAGGAGGGAGGGGAGGAGCGGGGCGAGAAGACCAGUGAGGAGGGAGGGGAGGAGACUGGAGGGAAGACCAGUGAGGAGAGAGGGGAGGAGACUGGGGGGAAGACCAAUGAGGAGGGAGGGGAGGAGACUGGCGGGAAGACCAGUGAGGAGGGAGGGGAGGAGACUGGGGGGAAGAUCAGUGAGGAGGGAGGGGAGGAGACUGGGGGGAAGAUCAGUGAGGAGGGAGGGGAGGAGACUGGAGGGAAGACCAGUGAGGAGGGAGGGGAGGAGACUGGAGGGAAGACCAGUGAGGAGGGAGGGGAGGAGACUGGAGGGAAGACCAGUGAGGAGGGAGGGGAGGAGACUGGAGGGAAGACCAGUGAGGAGGGAGGGGAGGAGACUGGAGGGAAGACCAGUGAGGAGGGAGGGGAGGAGACUGGAGGGAAGACCAGUGAGGAGGGAGGGGAGGAGACUGGAGGGAAGACCAGUGAGGAGGGAGAUCAGGUGAAGAACAUGAGGCCUGAAGAAAAAUCUGGGAUUAUGAAGCAGAGAGGGAUGGAGACACGACAGGAAAUGGAGAAGCAGCGGAACGAACCAUCAUCAUCAGAUGACCAAAUGGACCCAACUGACCCGACCUCUGUAACAGAACAGAACCCAGAGGGUUCCACUGAGAAGCCCUGGUCAUGGACCCAGGAGGAGGAGGAGGAGGAUGGUAAAGCUAGCGGUGAGUGUGACCUGUCCUUCGUCAGUCGUCCGUGGCGCAUCGUGGACGGCAGUCUGAAUGUGCCGGUGUGUAAGGGGAUGCUGGAGGCGGUCAUGUUCCAGAUCAUGUCCUGCCCCGGUCUGACCGAACGGAUCUUACUAGAACAGUACCGGGGAGUUCUGCAGCCUGUGGUCGUCAUGGAGCUGGUGCAGGCUCUUGUUGAGUUGGGCUGUGUAAAGAAGAAGUACGUGACCAGAUGUCCCAAAGCCUCCCUCUUCUCCAGUCCUGCCGCCUCCCCCAUUGUGUGGGAGAAAACUGGGGAGUUGGGGCUAAAGACAGGGGAGGCGGCUGUUGCCUUCUACGAGCCAACCAUUGAAUGCUGCCUGCGUCUGGGACAGGUGUUCCCUCACGUGAGCAACUGGAAGCCCUGGUUGCAGUUCACAACAUGAAAGGGGUCAGAUUUUUACCUGGGGACAAUCAAUAAAACUUUGAGUGUUGGUCCUUAAGGAUUCAUACCAAACAAGGUGGAUUUAUUUCAGAGAAACUAAAGUUGUAAUUCGUAUCAGUUCUGGUUCAACAGAACGAUCAGUACUUUACAUUUAUUUAAUAUGGAAGAAGUUGUUCUUGUUUCACUGAAGUUUUUGUUCUUGACUGUGCUUAAAUUAAAUACAUUUAAUGUGA